GGACUUGUUUAGACGGUAUCUAUAUUUUGUCCGUGGUCGUUCGAGACGAGUGGAUAUAAAAGUGUGUUCAAUUGUUUCGCCAAAAAGGUAGUGAAAAGUGCGACAUUUGUCGUCCCUUCUGACAAGAAUUUGUCACUCCUCACAGUUGAAGUGUCGUUAGUUGCGCUGCGAUCAACAAAUAUUUAUACAUCAAUAAAAAAAAAAUAAAUAAAUAAAUACAGAAAAAAAGAUCCGAGCAAAUGACCUUACUCUGAAAGUGACUUACUUACUCCGAAAAUCAAUUAGUUGUAAUUAAAAAAAAAAUAAUAAUAAAAAAGUGAUCAAAAAUGUCUAAACAUAAGGCACCUACAUCGCCCAUCGUUGAAGAGGAUCAAUUCUUCGUGCGACGAAAACCAGACCCGAUUCCGUUCCAUAAAUUUUUAUACAACUCGAGAGAGGGCACAGUACUUGGCAGAUCAGGAACCUCCUGGGCAAAAAUUGGCAUAUUUUACACAGUAUUUUAUGGAUGCUUAGCAGCCCUAGUAGCCGUUUGUAUGUGGGUGUUCUUCCAAACGUUGGACCCCAGAAUACCAAAAUGGAAAUUAGACCAAUCGCUCAUAGGAACAAAUCCAGGUCUCGGUUUUCGACCAUUGCCUCCAGAUGAUAAUGUGGAAAGUACACUGAUUUGGUAUCGCGGCACUGACAAGGAAAACUUCAAACACUGGACAGAAUCGUUGAAUGAAUUUUUAGAAGUCUACAAAACACCCGGUUUGACCCCUGGUCGUGGUCAAAACAUCUACAACUGCGAUUACACUUCUCCACCACCAGCUGGCCAAGUGUGCGACGUCGACAUCAAAAAUUGGGCACCAUGCACGCAAGAAAACAACUACAACUACCAUCGCAGUGCCCCGUGCAUCUUCUUGAAGUUGAAUAAAAUCUACGGAUGGAUUCCAGAAUUCUACAAUGAAUCCGACAAACUGCCAGACAAAAUGCCAAAUGAACUUAAAGAACACAUCAAGGGAAUCGAAAAGACAGAAAGGCCAGCUUUGAACACGAUUUGGGUGUCAUGCGAAGGUGAGAAUCCAGCUGAUAUUGAGAAUAUUGGUCCAGUCAAGUAUUACCCACGUCGCGGAUUCCCCGGAUAUUUCUAUCCAUUCGAGAACUCAGAGGGAUAUUUGAGUCCAUUGGUUGCCGUACAUUUUGAAAGACCAGUUCGAGGCAUCAUCAUCAAUGUUGAAUGCAAGGCUUGGGCUCACAAUAUUAAACACGACAGAGCUGACAGAAUAGGUUCCGUUCACUUUGAAUUGAUGAUUGAUUAAGAAGUCACUCCAACUCUCACUCUCUCUCUCUCUACUAAAUACUUCAGUAUGCAGCAAGAAGAUUAUCUUACGUCGUUGUUUACGAACACUCGGCAACUUUAGUGCACGGCAACUUUAGUAACUAACGCUGUCCAUGAAUGUUAUUUAUUAUUUUAAAAUUUAUUGUUCGUCCUUUUACCGUUAUCACAUUCUCAUUUUUUUGUCUCUUUUUCUUUAUUAAUACACAGAAUCUCUUAGAAGAAUCUCCAAAACGAAUUUCAUUUUAAAAAUGUACGAAAGCGAAGAAAAUCUCGUCAAUUAUGAUGUUACAAAGUCUUUUACAUAUAAUACCUUUUUAAAAAAAAAAUGUUAGCAUUUAAGCGAUUUUAUUAUUUUUUCGUCUUUUCGUUAUUUUUAAUCGAACGAUCUGAUAUUGGCAUCCAGAUUAAAUAUUUUUUUUUGCUUUGUUAAUCACUUUAUCCUUUAUAAAAAACGGAAAAAAUGCCAAGAUAGGAAAUAAAACGCUCCCUUGAGCACCUUUCUGUAUUGUUUUUGUAGUUUUAAGUUAAUCUUUAGAGUACGAAUAAUAAAAACAAAAACAUUUUUAGAACAGUUUCUUGUUCUAAGAUUCACGCCUCAAAACGUACAGUACUAUUUAGUUGUAGAAAAAAAGAAGAAUAUAUAGAAUUUAAGAUAAAAAAAAGAAAAUCAUUUUAUUUUAUUAUAUCGUGCGUUAAAACUUUUAUUUUUUUCCGGAGAGUUAUACACAAUGCUUUGCUUGUUUUUAUUUUUCUUUUUAACUUAAAAAUACUCACCGUUCGGUGCCUCAUAUUUAAUGGUGUUCAAAUAUCAAAGCAAUAUCUAAGUUUAUUCAAGGCCUACUUUUGUCUCGAAAUAUUUAUUUUUAAAUUUAAUUGUAAUAAAAAGACAAAAAAAAAAUAAAUAAUUAAAAAUUCGAAUAAAAAGACAUUUCUAGUUCUAAAUUUUUCAUAAACUUUUCUAAAAAUUACUUGUCUAAAUUUAAAAAUAUUAAAAAGUCAAGCCAUUUUUGUGUUAGAAAUUUUAAUAAAAAAAUAAUACUAUUGUACAAAAAGAAAACCAGGCCAGAGAAUUUGCAAAGUAUAUUUUUAAAAUAAAUAAAAAAAAAUUAUGAAAAAAAUAUAUAAAAAUUAAAUAAGAAGAAAAAUAUUUUA
Molecule: messenger RNA, 2470 nt
Organism: Culicoides brevitarsis
Lineage: Eukaryota; Metazoa; Arthropoda; Insecta; Diptera; Ceratopogonidae
Product: sodium/potassium-transporting ATPase subunit beta-2-like
Exons: 7
Coding region: 327-1298 (323 amino acids)
Biological process (GO): intracellular potassium ion homeostasis; intracellular sodium ion homeostasis; potassium ion import across plasma membrane
Cellular component (GO): sodium:potassium-exchanging ATPase complex
Molecular function (GO): ATPase activator activity
Source: RefSeq, a predicted model, not a curated record